CGUGUUCUGAUAGUCGAUUUGUGGAUUUGUUGAAACGUGAAUAUUUCCUGUACAAGAUCCACGCCCAGGAAGUCUUCACAAUGGCAUCUGCUAUUGGAUACUGUGCACUUCUUCUUCUCUGCUCUCAUUUGGUGUUGGGAAACAUUGAAAUUACCCAAGAUUUUGGUGAUUUUCCCAAGCUUAUAGCAUUCAUUACCAACAUUAUCAAGAAUGCAAAAUCACUCAGAGGACCGGCUUUUGGCAUAUCUACUAUACGUAUUAAACUCGAUAACCUUAAAAUUGACUUAACAUCAAUUUUAAAAACUAACGAAACAAGAAAGGACAAAAUAUUGAUACGCACUGGAGCAUUUACUGUGAAAAAUCAUGAUGAUUCAGAAGCAGAAGCACAAAGAGCUCUUAAAUUGCCAUUUAUUGGUAGCAUUACUCCAACACUGACUUUCUCCAAUACGAAAACAACUUCAACAAGUGACACGACUGAGGAAUGGGUCACGGUUCAGCCUCAAAAGGUUAAAUUGAAAGCCAGAAGUCAGAAGGAAGUGAAGUUUAAUCUUUACAGAGAAGAACUGGAGCAAAUUUAUAAUUUGGAAUUCACUGUGGAUCCAAAUACAAUAUUCACUGUAACUAGAAUUAUAACAUAUCCUUCCCUUGGCUUUUCCUCCACUUCGAGAAUAUACGAUAAGUUAAAUUUAAGAGGCUUCUUAACGAGGGCAUAUAAGCAUAAAAUAGAAUUUAAGGAUUCACAUUUCAUAAAAUACGAUUAUAAAACAAACAAGUUGAUGAUUAAGAACUACACUGCUGUGAGAAAUGUCUUUAAUGAUGUUGUCGAAGUGUCUUUGGGAAAAGAAGAGCCACUGAAGUAAAAAAAUGUUACAAAAUGUAAUAAAACAGUUUUCUAUUCUUUGCUUCG
Phlebotomus argentipes is the source of this 907-nucleotide messenger RNA. RefSeq lists its product as uncharacterized. Lineage: Eukaryota; Metazoa; Arthropoda; Insecta; Diptera; Psychodidae. The coding region runs from base 81 to 860 and encodes 259 amino acids. The transcript is spliced from 2 exons. The record is from RefSeq and is a predicted model, not a curated record.